GAGCUUGUAAUGCAGAGUGUGUGCAGCUGCUUCAUCAGGGUCACGUGGUUUAUGAGCGACGUUUGCAGUCCCAGCCGCGAAGGCAGCGAAGGGGUGAAGAACCGGACGAACACGUUGAUCGUGUCUGCCUGCUUUACUUCUCGCCACUCUAAAACGCAGCGCAUACCCACUUGCGACCAAUCGCUGCGGGAGGCAUCCGCCAUUAAAUUACAAACGCUCCCCAUGGUUUUAGUUCGACCCUCUGUACAAUCAAGGCUCUCUACUGCUCGCUCAUGUUUGUUUUUUGGCGUGCGCGGUGAAGCUGGGAAGGCAACGAAGGUUACAUUCCUCCGGCGCCAUCUUGGCGUGUUAUCUUGCUUCGGUGAGCGGUGUGCCUGGUCGUGUGCUCUCGGUCGCGUCUGGGCGGUGUGUCUGGACUCUGGCACGAGUGUCGUGGACGGCGGCGUCGCCAUGAGCAUGAUCAAGCGCGUGAUGGUGAACCGGCGGCCGGCGGCGUCGCGGGUGCCCGAGCGUCGGCUGUGCAACUACAUGCACCGGGUGUGCCUGCAGGGACGCGUCGAGGGCUACGAGUACUGCACGCGGCACAUCCUGGAGGACAAGACUGCGCCGUUUCGCCAGUGCGCGUACACGCACGCCCAGAGCGGCCGGCGCUGCGCGUACGCGGCCCCGAAGACGGACAAGCGCGAGUCCCUGUGCCAGUUCCACGCGCGCAAGGCGCUGCAGCACCGGCGCUCGUCCAGCAAAAAGCAGCACCUGGUCGAGACGCCGCAGAAAGUGAUCGAGGCGCUGGAGCACUACUGCCGGGACCCCCAGCACUCGGUCGAUCAGUCGGACACGGCGCGCAACACGGUCAAAUUCUACGACGUGGAGAGCGACGACGACACGCUCGCCGACGACCGCCAAUUCGCGGGCGACAGCGAUGCGGACAGCGUGGACACCGAGGCCGAGGACCCGCUGCGCCACGCCGGCGCCUUCACGGUCGAAGAGGCGGCCAGCAUCACGCGCGACAAGCUGGUGCGCCUCCAGUCGCUCUACCUGGGCCAGUUCCGGAGGCUGCGCCACGUGCUGGCGGACAGGCGGCGGGAGUACAUGCGCGAGCGCGGCGGGCCCGGCCGGGACCUGGCGUCUCCGCAGGACGAGGCCCAGUACCGCCGCUACAGGGCCUACUACCGCUACCACCGCUGCCACGGCGCCGAAGCCGUGCUGCGGAGCCGCCUGAAGGCCAGGCAGCGGGCCGACGGGCCGCCCAGCCGCAAGCUGUGCGCGCACCCGGCCUGCGCCCGAGCAGCGCUGCCGCUGGCCAAGCUGUGCCGCCAGCACAUCCUGCACGACCGCCGGCAGCAGCUGUACGAGAGCUGCCCGGACUGUUCGGCCGCCUUCCUGCGCGUGCGCGGUCCUGGGGACAGCUGCCUGCUGCACACGGCGCCCAUGCCCGCGCUGCCCACCUUCUCCGAGCCCCUGCCGGACUUGCCGGACAUGGACCAGUUCCAGUCCAUGGACGACAUCGCGGCGCUGGGGCUGGAUGUGGUCCAGCCGGGUUCCCUGUUCGGCCUCAACCAGUUCGGCGACCCCGGAGAGUCGACCGACUCGGCGCUGUCCGACGACGGAGGCCCUAUCCUGGCGCUACCCGCCGACAUCCUCGCGGACGUGGUCAAGUGACGGCCGCCCUCGCGCAUCGACGAGCUGGACCACAGCCCCGCGAGAAACGAUGGCCUGCAGUGGCUCCGCCGGGGAUCUUCGGACGUUGCGUCGGGCUAGCAUCGAGGAGCUGGACUGUGGUGCGCGCCACUAGUCCUGACAACGUUGCGCGCUGUGUGUGAAGCUCCGUAGCCCAGCUUCUCGCGGGAUUCCUGCUCGAGACCAGCUUUCUUUGCUCGAGCACGCCCGCAGGUGCUGCUUUCCGAGCCAGUAAAGCCUUGACUGAAGCGCAGCCUGGAGUCUCCCUCCGCACCAAUUCCUCUCAAUGAAAGCGCACAAUUGCAGGAAGAUGCCAAUUUUUCAUUAGGAUUGUCUCAUUGUGCGGGCUGUUGUGAAGACUGCGUAAAAUUAAGACCAAUAAAGGUCAUCUCAAUCGACGAAA
Ixodes scapularis (black-legged tick) is the source of this 2080-nucleotide messenger RNA. It is a transcript of the gene dgt1, whose product is annotated as KAT8 regulatory NSL complex subunit 2. Lineage: Eukaryota; Metazoa; Arthropoda; Arachnida; Ixodida; Ixodidae. The record is from RefSeq and is a predicted model, not a curated record. The coding region runs from base 10 to 1659 and encodes 549 amino acids. Gene Ontology annotation, cellular component: NSL complex. The transcript has a single exon.